AUGGAUCAUACUCUUGUAACUAUAAAAGAUUUUGACAUCCCUUGGAACUGGAUACUUCCAUGGACAUUACACGACCUUGCAUUAGAACAUGUGGGCUUCGGCAAUUUGAUAAGCAAGAUAUAUUCCCUGCCUCUAUAUAAAAUGAACGAACUUGCUGAUGAGGCUUCUAUAUGUCUCAAGUGCGUGAAUGGUGCACGACUCCCAUUCUCAGAUGAAGAUAGUGAGAUUCCACUGACUCGGAACCUUAUGACCAAGGAAAUAUCACUGAAGUUUUUUCAUGACAUUCGGCUUAUUGCAUUGUCUGAAAUUGGAAGAUUAGCCACUGAAGUGUACACUCCUGUGCUGGCUGACAUAAUGGCGAAGGCAAUUAAUGAAGAUGAUGCAGAAAGUUUGUUUCACAACCUUAUGAUGAUGAUGUCAGGCAAAGCUUUUCAAACUUUGUCCAUGAACCAGAUGAUGGCAUCAUCUUCUUUAAAUGAGUCGUUGACGCUGAGCUUGUCUCAAUUGAGAAUCGGAGGAGCUGUCUCCCAAGGCAGGACUCAAGUAAAUGAGAUAGCACGAGAGGACAGGAGAAUGUUUGCUACAUUUUCGAGGGGUUGUCCUGUAUCUGAAAGUGAAGUGAGGCAGUUCUUAACUAGGAUCUAUGGGAACUGCAUAGAGUCUAUCUACAUGCAACGGGUGAUGCCUAAUGAACAAGCGCUUUAUGCUAUAGUUGUGCUACAUCGUCCAAGCUUCGUUGGUGCAAUUCUCAAUGGUCAAACCAAGGUAAAGUUUUCCGUCAACGGGAAGCAUAUGUGGAUGCGCAAGUUUGUGCCGAAGAAUGGGAGGUCCUACCUACCACCACCGUGUUAG
Molecule: messenger RNA, 852 nt
Organism: Fraxinus pennsylvanica
Lineage: Eukaryota; Viridiplantae; Streptophyta; Magnoliopsida; Lamiales; Oleaceae
Source: the annotation of a GenBank genome assembly